Messenger RNA from Salvia hispanica, 1378 nucleotides. Its product is annotated as E3 ubiquitin-protein ligase NLA-like. Lineage: Eukaryota; Viridiplantae; Streptophyta; Magnoliopsida; Lamiales; Lamiaceae. Gene Ontology annotation, molecular function: metal ion binding. The record is from RefSeq and is a predicted model, not a curated record.
CUGUGACGAGGAAUCCCACCUUCUCUUUUCUCUCUCCUAAUUUCGUCACCUCCACUGCUCCAUUCGCGCAUCUCUUCUUCCUUUCUUUUCUCCUUAUCUUCAUCACUUUUUACUCAAUUGUUUUGUGUCUAAUUAGUUUACUUUCACGGAAAGAAGCAAAACCAGAGAUUAAUUGGAGAGAUCAAUGCCAAAUUCGGGAUAAUGAAGUUCUGUAACGAAUACGAGGAGAUGAUGCAGGGGUUGGGGCAGAAGAAAUUGCCUCGGAUUGGCUGCGGGAGCCUCAACAAUAUUUUGGAAAGUUGCAGAAAACAGCUCCUCCAUUCACAUACUGCUGAUGUUCGUGACGAUCAAGCUAAUGCGGACGGGGUUUCUGCUGACUCACAGCCCUGUUCAGUGUGCGAGGGGACGUUUUUCCCUCCGCUUCUCAAGGAGAUCCGUGGAGUAGUUGGAUUUUUCAAUAGCAGAGCGCAGGCACUGCUUGAUCGUCACCUACCAUCUGGUUGCUGCAAGUGCUUUCUAUGGUUGGGAGAUAGAUUACUAGGAACUGAUGUUGAGCUUAUUCAAGAAUGUGAAACUCUGAUUGCUUAUGCUACGAUUAGCACCAUUGCUGUGCGCAGAUUGCUCCAAAAAUACGAUAAGAUUCAUUAUUCUAAGCAAGGUCAAGCUUUCAAGUCGCGUGCUGUAAGCAUGCGGGUUGAGAUCCUUCAGUCACCUUGGCUCUAUGAACUUAUGGCUCUCCACAUAAAUUUAAGAGAGGCUAAAGCAAAUAUGGGAAGUGCUCCUCUACAAUUAGAUGGGUUCAGUCUGAUAUUCGACAAUAUGAAACCAUCUCUCUCAUUUGAGCUCUUUGAUUCAAUCAAGCUCAACAUUGAGUUAACCUGCUCGAUAUGCUUGGAGACGUUAUUUGAUCCCGUAUCUCUUGGCUGCGGUCAUCUGUUUUGCUACAUGUGCGCAUGUAAAGCUAGUUCAGUGAGUGUAGUGGACGGGCUCAAGGCAGCUAGCGGGCGUAAGAAAUGUCCAGUGUGCCGUGAGGUGGGAAUAUACGAAUCUGCUGUGAAUUUGGAAGAAUUGCAUAUCCUAUUGAAAAGAAGUUGGCCUGAGUAUUGGGAAGAACGCCGCAAAAUGGAGAAAGCAGAGAGAAUUGAGGAGGCAAAGCAGCAUUGGCAGUCUCAGGCAGCUCGAUUUAUGGGUAUUUGACUUCUCAAUCCUUCCCUUGUAAUUAUCAUUUUUUCAUUUUCUUUUUGGCUGUAUAUAAGUUUGUUGAUAACCAUUGGAUAUGUAACAUGUUAAUGGUGCAUAUUUUUUUUAAAUUCAUUUUACUUGUAGAGUUGUAGACUUGUAGUUAUAUUACAUCAACACGCUUUGAAUUUCCACAUUA